Molecule: messenger RNA, 2029 nt
Organism: Petromyzon marinus (sea lamprey)
Lineage: Eukaryota; Metazoa; Chordata; Hyperoartia; Petromyzontiformes; Petromyzontidae
Source: RefSeq, a predicted model, not a curated record
GAGUGCGCGCCUGCCGGCCACGUGGUACCUCUGGGCGGAAGGGGGCCCCUCGUGUCGGGAGCGAGAAGGGUGGCCUCGUCGCCAAGCUGACGAUUUGUAGCGCGCGAGGUUAUCGCGAUUAUCGCGGCAUUCACCACGAACUUUGAUUGCUAUGCUUGUGUAAACUCACGUAAUGGAUCUCCAGCCCCUGCCGUCCAUCGUUCACUAAGAGUUUAACCGACCGCAAGACCCUUCGACUAUGUUCACACCGUCUGGCAAGCCAGCGCGGGGCCCCACUCUGAUCCCGCGGAUGAAGAGCAAGCACAGGAUGUACUACGUCGCCCUCUUCUCGCUGCUGCUGCUCGGGCUCCUCUCCACGGGCAUCCUGCAGUUCUGGCCGCGGCGCGGCGGGGAGGCCGAGGGCCGCACCGCGGCCGAGCAGCGCGACAUCAACGAGGUUCCCGUCAUUGGCCUCGGUGACUACAGCCCCAUCCCGGAGCGCGGAGACCUCAGCUGCCGCAUGCACACGUGCUUCGACGUCUACCGGUGCGGACACAACGCCCGGAACAAGAUCCGGGUGUACAUCUACCCACUGGUGCGCUACGUGGACGAGCGGGAUGCCACCGUGGCGCACGUGAUCUCGCGCGAGUUCAACGACAUGCUCGCCGCCGUGUCGGAGAGCGAGUUCUACACGGACGAGCCCAACCGCGCCUGCCUGCUGCUGCCGUCGCUCGACUUCCUCAGCCAGGACCGCCUCAAGGUCAAGGAGAUGGCGCAGGUGCUGGCCCAGCUGCCCGGAUGGAAUCGAGGGACAAAUCAUUUGCUGUUCAACAUGCUGCCAGGCAGUGUUCCAGAGUACAACACAGCCUUGGAUGUUCCCAGAGACAGGGCUAUACUGGCCGGCGGUGGUUUCUCGACAUGGACAUACAGGCACGGCUACGAUGUCAGCAUUCCCGUAUUCAGUGCUUUCUCCACGGAGGUGAACCUUCCCGUCAAACCCCCGGGGUACCGUGCCUGGUUUGUGGUAUCGGCGCAAGUUGGGCUCCACAUGGAGCACCGUGCAGAGCUGGAGACAGUGGAGGCAGAUAACGGAGAGCAGGUGCUGCUGCUGGAGCGCUGUGCCACGCUGCCGCAGGACUCCACGCACGCUCGCACGCGCUGCCGCAAGGACAAGGCGUACAGCUACCCCGAGAUCCUGCAGGAGGCUACGUUCUGCGUGGUGCUGCGCAGGGCUCGGCUGGGCCAGUCAGCGCUUAGCGACACCAUGCAGGCCGGCUGCAUUCCCGUGAUCUUCGCCGACUCCUACGUGCUGCCCUUCUCCGAUGUGCUCGACUGGAAGAGAGCAUCGGUGGUGCUACCAGAGGAUAAAAUCCCUGACAUGUACAACAUCCUGAAGACCAUUCCCCACAAGCAGAUUGUGGACAUGCAAAGACAAGUGAAAUUCUACUGGGAGAUGUACUUCAGCUCAGUCAAGGCCAUCGUCCUGAGCACCCUGCAGAUCAUCAACGACCGCGUUUACCCUUACGCAGCCCGCUCCUAUGAGGAGUGGAACGAUCCGCCCGAGAUGAGGUGGAGCGGUGUGAACAACCCACUCUUCCUGCCACUCAUCCCCCCACGGAGCCAGGGCUUCACGGCGGUGGUGCUCACGUACGACCGCGUCGAAAGCCUCUUCCGCGUCAUCACCGAGAUCGCCAAGACGCCCAGCCUCUCCAAGGUGCUCGUCGUCUGGAACAACCAGAACAAGAGCCCGCCCGCAGAAUCCCUGUGGCCUCGCAUCACGGUGCCCCUCAAGGUGGUGCAGACAACGGAAAACAAGCUGAGUAACCGCUUCUUUCCCUACGAGGAGAUCGAGACCGAGGCCGUGCUCGCCAUCGAUGAUGACAUCAUCAUGCUCACGCCCGACGAGCUGCAGUUUGGAUAUGAAGUACGUACGCGUGGAUGUAUGCAUGUAUGUCGAACGUCUUUCGCACCGUGCGUUAAGUCGACCAUGCUAAUCGGAAGUAAGCAAGAUGUGUUUAAUGCCACAUUGUAAACGAGAACUUAACUCAUU